Molecule: messenger RNA, 613 nt
Organism: Paramecium primaurelia
Lineage: Eukaryota; Ciliophora; Oligohymenophorea; Peniculida; Parameciidae
Source: the annotation of a GenBank genome assembly
AUGCAUUCUACUGAAUCUCCUCCGCAUCGACAUGAAUUGGAAUUUAAAUUUGAAGUACAUUUUUAUUCACAUACUCCAGCUGAUGCUGAUAUAUCAACACAAACCUAGGUUGAACUACAAGCAACUAUGGUAGAUGUUCCACAUAUGCAAUUUGAUUUUUUUGAAGAGGUACACAUCUAAAUUGUACAUUUUGAAUCAACCCAUUCAUAGGGUUAAACACAUCUUGAUUAUGUCCUAUAUCGAAUUGGAUAGCAAUUAUCAACACAUCCAAUAUAGUUAUUACAAGAGGAGCUGUUUAUUCCACCACAAUUUACACACUAUAAACUCGUGGAAAGACCACAUCCUGAUUGAAUGCAUGAUUCAUUUGGUACACUGGGACAAUUUGUACAAGCUAAAUUAUACCAACCACACAUAUCUGAACAUUUCACUUCAGUAUUCUAAAUGGAACAUUUAUAGCAACUUGAAUUUCCAGGCCACCAACCACAAUCUGAUGUUGCAUCACAAUCAGAUGGCCAUAAAAAAUCUUCACAUGAUUAAGCCAUUGUUUAUUAUGGUGUCAAACAAAGAAGGAUUAACAAAAUCAUAGAUGACUUUUUAAUAUUCAUUUUAAUGA